Nicotiana tabacum (common tobacco) is the source of this 360-nucleotide messenger RNA. The record is from RefSeq and is a predicted model, not a curated record. NCBI's taxonomy places the organism in Eukaryota, Viridiplantae, Streptophyta, Magnoliopsida, Solanales, Solanaceae.
AUGUGUAUUGACUACAGACAGCUGAGCAAAGUCAGUGUCAAGAACAAGUAUCUGUUGCCAAAGAUUUAUGACUUAUUUGACAAGCUUCAGGGAACCAAGGUAUUUUGGAAGAUUGAUUUGAGGUCUAGCUACCAUCACUUGAAGAUUGAGGCAUCAAAGGUCCCUAAGACAGCUUUUCGGACUCGAUAUGAUCACUAUGAGUUCUCAGUGAUGUCAUUUGGCUUGACUAAUUCCCUAGAAGCCUUUAUGGAUUUAAUGAGAUGUGGGUUCAAGCACUAUCUGGAUUCAUUUGUGAUUGUAUUCAUUGACAAUAUCUUGGUUUACUCCCGCAGUCGAGAGGAGCAUGAUAAACAUUUGUGA